This is a messenger RNA of Ostrinia nubilalis (European corn borer), 2164 nucleotides long. RefSeq names its product 4-hydroxybutyrate coenzyme A transferase. Gene Ontology annotation, cellular component: mitochondrion. Gene Ontology annotation, biological process: acetate metabolic process. Lineage: Eukaryota; Metazoa; Arthropoda; Insecta; Lepidoptera; Crambidae. Gene Ontology annotation, molecular function: acetate CoA-transferase activity. The transcript is spliced from 10 exons. The record is from RefSeq and is a predicted model, not a curated record. The coding region runs from base 192 to 1628 and encodes 478 amino acids.
GUAGCAUCACUAGUUCGGUUUCGAAGCCGGCGCGAAGUGGGCGGGUUGUUUAUCGUAUUUUUAUUCCUAAAAAUAAAACAAAUCAAAUAUUCCAAAUCACUAUCGCGCCCGGUUUUAUGGACUAACUGGGUGUGUUCGAUAAGUGGUCGUAUUUUGUUCGGAAUUCGGUUUUGCCGACAAUCGUUACCAAAAUGUCUGUGAUGGGCAAAGUCGUCCCUCAUGUUUCUAGCCGUAAUUUUAGUAGAAUAAGUGCUGCGCUGUGCUCUGCGAAAGCGAAUAGAACGUACUUUACGUACACCCAGGAGUUGUCGCAGCCCCUCGACAGGAAACCUGAGUUCGUGACUGCUAAGGAAGCCUUUGAGAAAUGUUUGAAAUCUGGACAAACAGUCUACUCGCAAGGUGCGGCUGCGACGCCGGUACCUCUACUGAAUGCCAUGACGGAGGUCGGCAAGGCUGGCUCCAUGAAGGACAUCAAAGUGGUCCACAUGCACACGGAGAAGGACGCCGCUUAUGUCGCGCCUGAGUACAAGGACAUUUUCAGGUCGGUCUCUCUCUUCAUGGCUGCGAACGUCCGCAAGUCGGUCGCUGAAGGCCGCUCGGACGCCAUCCCGAUCUUCCUCCAGGACAUCCCCAAACUGUUCCAUAGGAAGAUCAUCCAGCCCGACAUUGCUGUCAUCCAGGUGUCUCCCCCAGACCAGCACGGCUACUGCAGCCUGGGCACCUCGGUGGACUGUGUCAGGUCGGCGCUGGUCAACUCCAAGACUAUCAUCGCACAAGUAAACGUCAACAUGCCGCGUACCUUCGGCGACGCGAUCAUUCACAUGUCGCACAUCGACUAUGCUGUUAGCGAUAAUACGCCGCUGCCAGAACACGGAGGCAAAGGUGCCAGCCCUGAAGAGAUCAAGAUCGGGCAGCUGAUUGGGGAGAAUCUGGUGGAAGAUGGAGCCACCUUGCAGAUGGGUAUCGGCAGCAUCCCGGACGCGGUGCUGUCCUGCCUGAAGAACCACAAGGACCUUGGCAUUCACUCGGAGAUGUUCAGCGUGGGCGUCAUCGACCUCGUGCGCCGCGGCUGCGUCACUAACAACAAGAAGAAAAAUCACAAGGGACGUAUUGUGGGCAGUUUCCUGGUCGGCAACAAGGAGUUGUAUGAUUUCGUGGACAACAACCCCUUCAUUGAAAUGUUGGAGAUCGACUAUGUGAACAAUACACACAUCGUGUCUCUACAGCCGACCAUGACGGCCAUCAACUCCUGCAUCGAGGUGGACCUCACCGGCCAGGUCUGCGCCGACUCCAUCGGAACCCGCAUGUACUCCGGCUUCGGUGGUCAGGUGGACUUCAUCCGCGGCGCGGCGGAGGCGGUGGACGGGCGCGGCAAGCCCGUCAUCGCGCUCGUGUCCACCACGCGCCAGGGCGAGUCCAAGAUCGUGCCCACGCUCAAAGUCGGUGCCGGAGUAGUGACAACCAGAGCACACGUCCACUACGUGGUCACAGAACAAGGUAUCGCAUACCUCUUCGGCAAGACUCUCCGUCAAAGGGCCUACGAACUCAUCAAGAUCGCUCAUCCAGACCACCGCGAAGCCCUCGAAAAAGCCGCCUUUGAACGCCUCAAGUGCAUGCCUGCACCUUGAAAAAAAACACUCAAAACCCCACGCCCCAAGCCGCAACUUUAAAUUAAAAAAAAAACAAACUGUGUUGUCAACGAAAAAAAUCCUACUACUUUAGUAGUUUUUAGCAAUAAGCGUAACUGUUGUAGCCUACACUGCCGCAGUGGGCGUUGUAUAGUAUUUUAUUUGUAAGUAUUAUGACAAAUUCCGUAUGCAUUUCGUUAUUGGCAGAUGUUUGUUAAUGCUAGAGUCUUUACUAGUUACCUAGUCGUUCGUUAGCUGGAAAUGCCUUAUACACGUCAAUAGUAAAAAUAGUCUAAGCAAUGAAAAUAGUAAAAAAUAGUGUAAUGUAAGCGUAAAUCAUUUUGAUCCUUUUUGUAAUCACUACGAAGUUUAUUUUAUUUUUAUUAACGAAUUUACGUAAAGGAAUCAGUGUAUUUUUGGUGUUUUUGUAUUUAUUGUUAAAUUACAUGAAUUUGUACUGUUAUAGACUACAGUGUACACUUUAUUUUGACUUUUUUUUUUAUAAAUUACUUACAAUAAAUAUGUAAUUUUAAUAA